This is a messenger RNA of Pyrgilauda ruficollis (rufous-necked snowfinch), 2733 nucleotides long. Its product is annotated as disintegrin and metalloproteinase domain-containing protein 18-like. Gene Ontology annotation, cellular component: plasma membrane. NCBI's taxonomy places the organism in Eukaryota, Metazoa, Chordata, Aves, Passeriformes, Passeridae. The coding region runs from base 1 to 2733 and encodes 910 amino acids. Gene Ontology annotation, biological process: proteolysis; cell adhesion; binding of sperm to zona pellucida. The record is from RefSeq and is a predicted model, not a curated record. The transcript has 20 exons. Gene Ontology annotation, molecular function: metalloendopeptidase activity.
AUGAUCACAAAUAGAAAUCGAUUGCACAACUUGCUAAAAAUCACAAUCCCGCAGCAGCUGGGGGCCAACACAAAAGGAGAGGCAGUGUCCUACAUCCUGAGGAUCGAGGGCAGGCUGUACACCAUCCACCUGCAGCAGCAUGCCUUUUUAUCUGAUGAUUUCCAGACUUACGUGUCCGGUGAGCAGGGAUCUUUGUACUCUGAUUCUGCCCACGCUGAGGGAGGCUGCCACUACUGGGGGUACAUCGAUGGCUUCCCCAGCUCAGCAGUGACCCUCAACACCUGCUCGGGGCUCAGGGGUUUGCUGCAGUUUGAGAACGUGAGCUACGGCAUCCAGCCCCUGGGCUACUCCCCUGCCUUCCAGCACGUGCUGUACCGAGUGAGUGAGGAGCAGAUGGCACAGGCCCUCCGUGCCCACAGCCCCCCCGAGGCAGGGCUGCCAGCCUGGCAGAUGCUGGACAAUGCCCCCGGGGAGGAUGAGCCCCUCUCGGCCGCUGCACAAUCUCCCAAAUACCUCACGGUGUACGUGGUUUUGGACAAGGCUUUGUACAACUAUAUGGGAUCAGACCCGAAUGCUGCGACACAGAACAUAAUCCAGGCCUUCAACUUAAUCAACAAUAUGUUUAAUCCCCUUAAUGUCACCAUUGUGCUGUCCUCCCUGGAGCUGUGGGCAGAGGGGGACAAAAUAUCAACAGCAGGGGACACAGAUGACCUUCUGCAGCGAUUUUCACAGUGGAAACAGUUGUCUCUGGAGCCACAGGCCCACAACAUUGCUUCUCUCUUAGGGUACAGGGACCACGGAGCCCUGGUGGGCGCAGCGGCUCCAGGAGAGGCAUGUCAGAGAGAUGCUGCUGCCACGGUGGCCCUGUACAACAGGAACGUGACCCUGGAGUCCUUCUCCGUCCUCCUGGCGCAGGUGCUGGCCCACAGCCUGGGCAUGAGCCCCGACAGCCCCCGAGGCUGCAGCUGCCCCGGGCGCGUCUGCACCAUGAGCCCUGAGGCGCUACAUUUCAGCGGGGCAAAAUCCUUCAGUAACUGCAGCAUCAGGGACUUUGAGACCUUCCUGAAGCAGGGCAGAGGCUCGUGCCUGUUCGGCAGCCCCCGGCUGAUCCGCCUGUCCCGCCAGAGCGAGGCCGUCUGCGGCAACGGCGUGGUGGAGCCGGGCGAGCAGUGCGACUGUGGCACAGAGCAGGAAUGCCUGAAGGACAAGUGUUGCACUAAAACGUGUAGGCUGAAGCCAAGAGCAAGAUGUGCCACUGGAUUAUGUUGUAGAAAUUGUCAGUUCAAGCGGAGGAACUCGCCGUGCCGCCCGGCCGCCGAUGCCCAGUGUGACCUGCCCGAGUUCUGCAGCGGCUCCUCCGCCUCCUGCCCGCCCGACGUGUACGUGCAGAACGGGCAGGAGUGCGGCCACGGCACCGGCUACUGCUACGGGGGACGCUGCCAGUCCCCAGACCUGCAGUGCAAGCAGCUCUACGGGAGAGAUUCAAAGAACGCUCCCCUGGUGUGCUACGAGGAGAUUAACAGCCAGCGGGACAGGUUCGGGCACUGCGGCUUCAAGGACGGACGAAACUACCGGCGCUGUGUUUGGAGGGAUCUCAGGUGUGGGAAGUUAAUCUGCACGUACCCAUCCCACAAGCCCUUCUCAUCCCCCGCCGCCGCCGUGAUGUACGCCCAAGUGCGGCAUCACCUGUGUGUGACUGUGAACUACCUGAACGUACCCACAUGGCUGGAUCCCCUUCUGGUUCCUCCAGGGACAAAGUGUGGCUCUGGAAGGGUGUGUAUAAACAACACAUGCCACCCACUCUCGGUGCUGGGACAGAACUGUGACAGCAAAGAAAACUGCCACGGCCAUGGCGUGUGCAACAACAAGGGCAACUGCCACUGCAAUCCGGGCUGGCAGCCCCCCGACUGCCGGAGGAGGGGGUCACGCCGUGGGGGCAGCAGGGACAGCGGGCUGCAGCUGACAGAGGGAGGCCUGCAGCGGGCACUGGAGGAUGCUGAGAUGGCCUGGCUGGUGCUGGGCUCCAGCCUCGUCCUGCUGCUCCUGACGGCGGCCCUGGGGCUCGGCCUGUGGCGGCAGCAGGUGCCAGGCCAGCGCUGUGAGGAGCAGGCGCUGGGCACCGAGGGCACCAGGAGGGACACGGACAGGGAGCUGGAGAGAGACCUGGAGCUAAAUUGGGAGCCAGACCUAGAGCUACAUCGGGAGCCAGACCUGAAACGAAAUCGGGAGCCAGAUCCAGAGCUCAGUCGGGAGCCAGUCCUGGAGCCAAAUCUGGAGCCAGAUCUAGAGCUCAAUCGGGAGCCAGACCUGGAGCCAAAUCUGGAGCCAGAUCCAGAGCUCAGUCGGGAGCCAGACCUGGAGCCAAAUCUGGAGCCAGACCUGGAGCUACAUCGGGAGCCAGACCUGGAGCCAAAUCUGGAGCCAGAUCCAGAGCUCAAUCUGGAGCCAGACCUGGAGCUAAAUCAGAAGCCAGACCUGGAGCCAAAUCAGAAGCCAGAUCCAGAGCUCAAUCUGGAGCCAGACCUGGAGCUACAUCGGGAGCCAGACCUGGAGCCAAAUCUGGAGCCAGAUCCAGAGCUCAAUCUGGAGCCAGACCUGGAGCUAAAUCAGAAGCCAGACCCAGAGGUGGCCCCGGAGCUGCAGACAGACGUAGAGCUAGAGCCGGAGCUGGAGAUGAAGACAGACACGGACCCAACACCAGCGCCAGCGCUGGGGCAGCACCACGGGCACUAA